UGCCGCUGGUGCUAUAGAGCUGCUAGAUCGGCGUGUGUAACAACAGAAUCUACCAGCACGGAAUCGCGCAAUUAGUAAGAGGGGUGAGGAGUCAUUUUUUGUCUACAUAAACAAACCACAUAGUGUCAGCAAUCUAGACUGUGAUAUAUUGAUACAGAAGCUACCAAUCUCAAUGAACUGCAUCUUACACCAGACUUCUCUAAUGACAGUCAAGAAUCCCGUCGCCUUUGGGUACCGAGUACAAACCGACAUUGAUUUUAACUUGAUUCAUUUCAACUGCGUUCAAAGGACGAAGUAUUGUGUCUUCGACAAUUAAAUUCAGUCAUGGAUAUGUUAUUAUGUUUGAUAGUGGUUCUUGUGGGCGAAGUGGGUGGUUCCCUCAGCAACAAUGAACCAGCUGAAAAGAAACUUCAUGACCAUAUCCUGGGGAACCACUAUAGCAAGUUAAUCCGACCCACGGGAAACAGUUCGGUCAAACUAACAGUCAAACUAGGACUGCGCCUGUCACAGCUUCUGGAGAUUCAUGAGAAAAAUCAGAUAAUGACCACGAGUGUUUGGCUCCGACAGGAAUGGGUUGACCUUCGUUUACGGUGGGACCCCCGGUCUUAUGGAGGGAUUCUUAUUACACACAUUCCCUCCGAGGCGCUCUGGAGACCAGACAUUGUACUCUAUAACAAUGCUGAUGGGGCAUUUGAGAUUACUCUGCUAACGAAGGCAACAGUUCACCAUACAGGACGAAUUGUGUGGGAGCCGCCUGCUAUCUAUAAAAGUUACUGCCCCAUUGACGUGGAGUUCUUUCCCUUUGAUAUACAAGAGUGCUUUAUGAAGUUUAGUUCGUGGACAUAUGAUGGAUAUGAGAUAGAUUUACAACACGUGUGUGAUUCCCAGGCGGUGUAUUACGAGGACACCAAGGUGAAGAUCAUUGACCGUGGCAUUGAUCUGAAGGACUUCUACCAGAAUGUAGAAUGGGAUGUCAUCAAUGUAACAGCCCGGAGGAGCGAAAAAUUCUACCCAUGCUGUCCUCAACCUUACCCUGACAUCAUGUUCAACAUCACACUCCGCCGCAGAACCUUGUUCUAUUCUCUUAACCUCAUCAUGCCCUGCCUAACAAUCUCCUGUCUGACUGUUUUAGUGUUCUACCUGCCAUCAGACAGCGGGGAGAAGAUCACACUCUCCAUCUCUAUACUUCUGGCUCUCACUGUGUUCUUUCUGCUUCUUUCAGACAUCAGUCCACCUACGUCAUUUGUGAUACCCCUGAUCAGUAAAUAUCUAUUGUUUACGAUGAUAGUGGUGACGUUGUCAAUCUUUCUUGCUGUUUAUACGUUAGGUAUUCACUUCAGGAGACCCUCAACUCAUCGAAUGAGCCCUUGGGUCAAACGAGUUUUCACCGAGAUUCUUCCAAACAUGCUACUAAUGAAAAGACCAGAUUUACACCGUAAAUCCAAAGAUAAACAGUACAGGAAUGUGAAUGGCAUAGAAAUGAGAGACGUGCGCGAGAACCACAACCACGCAAGGGUGGGAUGGAAUAUGGAUACCCAGGAAGGACUACGAGUCCGAAAUCCUUCAGGAGAUUCCACAGAAAUCAAAAGAUACCCCAAAGAAAUCCGAGAGGCCAUAGACAGAGUCAAGUUUGUGGCGGACCAUCUUCGGGAAGCAGAUGCAGACAAUAUGGAAGAAAGAGACUGGAAGUACGUUGCCAUGGUGAUGGAUCGUUUAUUUUUGUACAUUUUUACUACAGCCUGUGUAUGUGGGACACUUAGUAUAUUUUUGUAUGCACCUUCUUUAUAUGACCCCCGGGGACCGUUAAGUCUCGAUGAUCAGUUCAACUGUACAUACUAAUGUAAGUCAAUUACCUGUACAAUAACAACUGUUAAAUUAGCUGUGCAUAAACAGUUGUACAGUAACUGUAUAUACAACUUAAAUUAACUGUACAUGUAAACUGUUAAGUAAAUGUAAAUUAACUGUAAAUAUACAAAUAAAAUUAACUCUAAAUAAUUAACUAAAGCAUAAAUUAACUGUGCAUAUACAGUUGUUAAGUAACUGUAUAUACAACUGUAAAUUAACUGUACAUAUAUACAACUGUUAGAUAAGUGUACAUACACAGUACAACUGAAAAUUACCUGUACAUAUACAACUGUUUAGUAACUGUGCAUAUAUGAGGGUUGGCUGGUGAAAUCGUGGACAAGUUGUCUACAGUAAAAAAUAAAAUUUUCACUGCUCUUUAGUAUAUUUUUCAUCGGGACUACCCUGUGCACAUUGAAGAAUAAUAAAAUCUUUAUUCUUGUCUUUAUUUUUCCACAAAAAAAAUAAGGUAUCGUUCAAUAUGAUAAACAUUUGCCGAAAUUUUUAGCUUAGUGCGCGCAUUAUUUUUUCAAUAAAAACGCAUUCUUUACGAUUUUACUGGACAACCUUCGUACAACUCUUAAAAUACUAUGCAUAUACAACUGUUUAAUAUUUGUACAGAUAAAACUGCAAAUUAACUGUACAUAUGUCACUACAAAUUAACUGUAAAUUUACAAAUUAAUGGUACAUAAAUAACUAUAAAUUAAUUGCCUAUAGUGAGACAACUGUAAAUCAGCCAUACAUACUGUAAACCAACUAUUAUUCGCGUCAUCUUUUAUUUGCGAUUCGGCAGUUUGAAAUCAAUCCGCGGCGAUUAUUUUUCGCGACUUAGGCAACACUCUCUACAAAUACAAAACAAAAAAAAUGGUUCGCGGCGAUAAAUAUUCGCGAAUUAAAGUUGGUUGCGAAAUUCGCGAAUAUUUAUCGCACUCGAAUAAAAGUUGGUUUACAGUAUUGACUGGCUAUAAAUUAACUGUAUCUUGACGGAGACUAAGAAAAAUGUACAGUUGUCUUAGUAAUAACAAUUUUUAAAUUUACUGUAAAUAAACGACUGUAAAUUUGCUGAACAACUUCUAAUGAAGUGUAGAUUUAGUGAGACAAUUGUAAAUCGACUGUACAUGCUGACUGCUGUAAAUUUACUGUACAAAGAUUAAAAGUCUAAUUUAAAACAUCAGAAAUAAGAUAGAGCUAAUAUGCUGCAGUGAGUAUUGUUACACUAUAAACACUACUUUGUCUUGCAAUUAUGGUUCUAAAUAAAAGGUUAAACUUCAAA
Molecule: messenger RNA, 3115 nt
Organism: Saccostrea echinata
Lineage: Eukaryota; Metazoa; Mollusca; Bivalvia; Ostreida; Ostreidae
Product: acetylcholine receptor subunit alpha-like 1
Exons: 5
Coding region: 325-1839 (504 amino acids)
Biological process (GO): monoatomic ion transmembrane transport; signal transduction; nervous system process
Cellular component (GO): postsynaptic membrane; synapse; neuron projection
Molecular function (GO): acetylcholine-gated monoatomic cation-selective channel activity; transmembrane signaling receptor activity
Source: RefSeq, a predicted model, not a curated record